Messenger RNA from Rhizopus microsporus ATCC 52813, 855 nucleotides. RefSeq lists its product as uncharacterized. Bases 1 to 855 code for a protein of 284 amino acids. The transcript is spliced from 2 exons. The record is from RefSeq and is a predicted model, not a curated record. Lineage: Eukaryota; Fungi; Mucoromycota; Mucoromycetes; Mucorales; Rhizopodaceae.
AUGGAUGAAGUUGAAAGUAGAGUGGAUAUGCUAUUCGAUUCCUUUGAUACUGCACCUUCGAAUGCUUGGUCUUCUCAAAGCCAUUACAGUAGUUUAAUAGAUGUGUUUGGUAGAAAGGCGCUAUUAGUAAUUGACGAUGGCUCGCCAGAUAAAGCGAUAUACUUGGUAGACAUACAAUGCAAAAAUAGAACAACCAAAAAAUGGACUGAAACAGUAAACGAAAACCCUUUGAUCAAAGUUUUCGUCAACAUAGAUUCUCAUGACUGUUUUUUACGAUUUGCACAAUUGGAGCUCUUUCGCAUCAUUGUACGUUACACUAACCACGAUGAAAACAACUGCUUCAGCUACACAGGGGAUCGCUCGACCAAUCCUCGGGGUAACGUUGUACACCGCUGGCUUAAAGAAAAGGACAUUAUCGUAUGGAAUAGACGACUGGUUUUUGGUCAACCUACAUUUCUGACACAUAAAGAGAGCAGUAUUAUUGAUCUUUUCAUGAGCAUUACUGUACUAUGCGAUCCAGAAAUGAGAAUCUUUACGGACAAACCCCUCAGUUCCGAUCACAAGACGAUCUCUUUCUCUUUUAAAAGCAUUGCUCUCUAUCAACCGAUACAAGUACAACGAAUCAUAUGGAAUCUUGGAAAAUUGAAAGAACAAAAUGUUCGCGACGCAUACACUCAACAAGUGCAGUCAACCUUGACCCGUCUUGAACUGUCAACUCAAUCUGUUUCCCACCAGGUUGAUGACAUAAAAAUAGCACAGAGACGUAUAGAAGAGCUCAACCAUCUUAUAUAUCAAAUCAUAUAUGACUCACUGGAUGCUACUUUCGGUCGGGUUACUUCAAGCUACAACUACUGA